UGAUUGGUCCAACCAGUCACAAGAUGAUGUGAAGUAAGCAAAAAAAAAAACAUUGUUGGCGUCUCUUCCAUCCAGUGCAGCAGCUGCAGCUUCAGGGGUCCUUUUCUCACGAUGAGUGAAUCACUGGUGGUGUGUGACGUGGACGAGGAGCUGGUUAUAAAGGUGGAGCAGUUCCGUUUGCGGAAGGAGACCGAUAAUGCAGCCAUCGUUAUGAAGAUCGACGAAAAAAAGCAGCUGGUUAUUCUUGAAGAGGAACAUGUGGAUAUUUCUCUUGAUGAUCUGAGGGAUAUUGUGCCCGAGAGACAGCCCAGAUUUAUUGUCUACAGUUAUAAGUACCACCACGAUGAUGGACGCAUUUCCUACCCUCUGUGCUUCAUCUUCUCCAGUCCAGUGGGAUGCAGACCAGAUCAGCAGAUGAUGUACGCAGGAAGCAAAAACAAACUGGUGCAGACUGUCGGAAUGUCCAAGGUAUUUGAGAUCAGAAACACAGAGGACCUCACGGAGGAAUGGCUGAAAGAGAAACUUGGGAUCUUUGGCUAAAGGGAUGUCAUCCGGCGGUCUGGGAUGAGAGGAGAACCCAGAUUGCACUUCUCUCUUGAGGAGAACACACCACUGUUAAUGUUUCCCUCCUCCAUGUACCACACUGGUUUCUGUAGUGUUUUGAAAAUACCUUCUGUUCUCAGUUUUUGGCCCCUUAGAGUUCAUGGCAUUCAUUACAAUUCAGUGUGGAACGAACUAGAAGUCACCCAUCUGGCAGCCGAAAACUUGAACCACUAUUUGACGCGGGUCUGCUUCAGCCGCCCAUUAAGGCAGUCAAUGUGCCAGUGAUGCGUUUGUACUGAAUUAACACUCCAAUAGCUCUUAAAGAGGACAUACAUUGAUCGUUCUCAGCUUCACUUCCUCAACAUGUUGUUUUGGGAGAAUUUAAAAGCAUUGUAUCUAUCAUUUCUGCUACCAUCAGUAGUUUACAAGGUUAGUGUCUUUUGUAACUCUGAACCACUUUAGUUUCAUCUUUUCAUGUUGUGGGAGUCUUACUUUUUUUCUUGUAGCGUGUCGGUUAAUUUAAGAAUAUAAUUUACUUUAUAGCAGUAAUAUCCUUUUUUUGGUGAAAAAUAAGAGACAACCAUAGUUAGACCACAACCACAGAGAACAACAUAGAGUUCAGCUUCAGUCUGUCUUUCCUUCAGUAUAAAUUUGUUAAUUAGAAUUUGGGGGAAAGCUGUAAUCACUCCAGUCCACAAAGGACAAUAACACUAAAACCAAUUCUGAAGACUUAUACUUGAUGUGGUGUACCUUCUCAUGAGCACAAUAACAAGCUGGCAGAAGCCCUGGAGUGGUGCUUGACACCCUACAGGCUUGACAGUCUUGAACACACAACACAUGAGGAGGGGGUGGGGGCACUUGAACCUACUGGGCUACAUUGUUUAAGUGGGUCACUGUGUCUUUAGGGAGAUUGUUAGCUGAUAUUGUGCAUCACAGCCAUUGCUGUUAUUGGUGUUUAUGAAUGUUGUGCUUCACCCUGACAUCUUCCAUGAGGAACAGGGUUAGACCAGUCCACCUUUUGAAGGAUGAUAUCGAUAUUUGCGUAUUGAAUGUGCUCGCUGCUCGUAUCUAAUCUCUGUUUAUACAAUUCGCACAGACUGAGGUUAACAAUACCCAAUUUCCCUUCAUAAGCUUUUGUGGUAUCUAUCGUGUGUACUUGAAUAUAUGUCCAAAAUAAACAGCUCUUAAAUAUUUUCCACUAAUGAUCCUCAGUAAAAGACUUUAAGACAAUCCAGUGCACUAAAAGGUUAAACCAGUUGCUCUUAAACAGGGCAACUGCUGCAAAAAAUAAAAUCGGCUAAGAACAAAUUGUAUAUUUGGUUCACUAGGCAGAUUUUGUGAGAGAGAUCAAUCAGCCCUGUAAAUUGGUCUGACUAAUAAAGAAUAGAAGGAACGUUUGCCCCUUAAUGUCAGCUGUGAUUGUAAAAAUAAAGGAUGACGGUGUGUGGUGGCUAGUUUAAAUGUGGAAAGCUUCUGUAAAAGAAAUGUGUUAUUUCAGGGUAUAUCUGAAUAGUUUUUCUGAUGCUUUCCUAUUACAUGUAUUUUUAAUAUUUUCGUUGGAUUUGACUGAAUCUAUUUCCACACAAAAAUCUUUAAAAAGGGACAACCUUUUUAACACCCGGUCUCAACUGUGCUCUAUCUGAUGUAAUAAUAACCAUACUUUUCAUUAUUAUCAACCUGUGCCACUGCUGUUUUUUAUAGAAAUGGGUUUAAAUGAAGUGUUAUGUAUCAAAUCAAAUACGUACCAAUCAAAAUCAAUGCCCUCAUUAAAAGGUCUACUUAAGUUAAGCAUUGUAAUGGUUAUGUCCCAUGGAGUCCAGUUUCCCUCCUGGUGAAUUGGUUGUAUAUUUGGCUUCUAUAAGUAUUUUACUUCAAACUUGCAAAUGUGUCGUUCGGCUCUUGAUGUCCUCUAUAAUCAAAUGCUUACUAUUUUAUUGUCUUUCCUUUUUAAUGAAAACACAUCUGAUAUGUGAAUUCUUACCAGCUGCCUCAUGGUUUCAGUGAAUCUUGAGAUAUCUUCCCAUACUUUAUAAAGUGUCUAUUGUCUGAUUGUUGAAAUAAAAUGACAGCGAUGUUUA
Molecule: messenger RNA, 2621 nt
Organism: Pungitius pungitius (ninespine stickleback)
Lineage: Eukaryota; Metazoa; Chordata; Actinopteri; Perciformes; Gasterosteidae
Gene: gmfb
Product: glia maturation factor, beta
Exons: 7
Coding region: 112-540 (142 amino acids)
Biological process (GO): actin filament debranching; negative regulation of Arp2/3 complex-mediated actin nucleation
Cellular component (GO): actin cortical patch
Molecular function (GO): actin binding; Arp2/3 complex binding
Source: RefSeq, a predicted model, not a curated record